Messenger RNA from Folsomia candida, 2840 nucleotides. RefSeq names its product beta-arrestin-1 (gene krz). Gene Ontology annotation, cellular component: cytoplasm. The record is from RefSeq and is a predicted model, not a curated record. Lineage: Eukaryota; Metazoa; Arthropoda; Collembola; Entomobryomorpha; Isotomidae. Bases 1117 to 2361 code for a protein of 414 amino acids. Gene Ontology annotation, biological process: G protein-coupled receptor internalization; signal transduction. The transcript has 13 exons. Gene Ontology annotation, molecular function: G protein-coupled receptor binding.
UUAUUAGUAGUGUUACAGUAUAUGUAAGUAAGAAGAAGAACACACUUGGUGGCAAUGCAUCAUCGCCCAAUAAUAAUAUCCAUCAUUAUUAUUACAACCCAAGUUUCUAGGUGGGUUGUUAUUAAGCGGCAAGCAACAUUGAUUCAUUUCAUUCAUGUUGUAACUUACCGUGCUAUGUUGUGUCUGCUGCUUAAUAUUAAAAAAAGGGUUAGGCUUCAUCAUCAUGAGUCCAAACUUUUUUAGCUGAGCUCAACUUUUAUGUAGCUGUUAAACGACGAAUGCAAUACUGUAGUGACGGUCGGUCCGUACUAUUUUGUGCCUCUCUGUUAAUGUGGAUGCCUUAAAGACUACUUUUACAACGAACAAACCAACCUAAUACGAGCAAUAGCAAUAGCAAUUCUACAACUAAACUAAACUACAUUUGCAUUCGUUCACUCAUUAUUAUUAGUGUUGGACUGGACUGGCUGGAGAAUUAAUCUGUUUCUGUGUGCAGUGGUGGAGAAGAUAAAUAAAUAGAGAGAAAUUAUUUCACAGCAAAAUCUGUGGGUUUAGGAGAGAGAUUGAGAUUUUUUCAAGUAAAAGAUAAUUUGAAGACUUGAAGAGAAUUUGUGGAUCUUUUAUUGUGUAAUCUUGUCCAGUGAUUGAUUAUAGUAAAAAAAACGGAGGAUUUAUAUUAUUGGAUUCGUGAAUAAGGAGGAACGAGCUAUAAAAUUAAGUGACCUGCAAACAGACUUCACGUCAAACUCAGCCGGAAAACAACUGAAAGCACAAGUCGUUUGUUUAUCCUUCUCGUAAUUCUACUAGUAAGACUGCACCACAACGGAACAUCCCACCCACCACAAAAUAGAACAGACAGGAUUUACGGUGUUGGACGGACGAGAGUGAAAGUGGACAAGAACUCGGCACAGUUUUAAAUUUUUAGUGGUUUUGACUUUUGAGUGAAAAGGGAAAGUUUGUUGGUCUUGUCCAUAAAUACAUAGUUGACCAGCCCUUUUCCCUCCUUCCUUGUCCUGUCCUGCAUAAUCUAUCAAAACAAAUUGGAUAAGUGCUUAUCCCUGUCACCCCUGCCUGACACGAGCGAGUGAGUCGAGCGUGAUUGAAUUAAGGGACGAGGAAAUGGAGGACAACAACAGCAAGCGACAGGGGACGAGAGUUUUUAAGAAGAGUGCGCCCAACGGAAAGGUAACAGUGUACCUUGGAAAGAGGGACUUUGUCGACCAUUUGGACCAUGUGGAUCCCAUUGACGGCGUGGUGCUAAUAGAUCCCGAAUAUGUGAAAGAGAGAAAAGUAUACGGCCAUGUCUUGGCCGCAUUCCGAUAUGGUCGUGAAGAUCUCGACGUCCUCGGACUGACCUUCAGGAAGGACCUUUACCUCGCCUCCGAGUUAAUUUACCCACUCCCCGAGGCCACCAAAGAUAAGCCGCUUACCCGACUUCAAGAGCGUCUCUUAAAGAAACUGGGGGCGAAUGCAUUUCCAUUCUUUUUCGAGCUACCUCCCCACUGUCCUGCCUCCGUGACGUUGCAACCGGCACCUGGCGAUACUGGGAAGCCCUGCGGGGUCGACUAUGAGCUCAAAGCUUAUGUCGCGGAACAGGCUGAUGAUAAGCCACAUAAAAGAAAUUCUGUUCGACUCGCCAUCCGAAAGAUUAUGUACGCUCCAGGCAAUCAGGGGGAACAACCAUCCAUCGAGGUAUCCAAAGAGUUCAUGAUGUCGCCGAAUAAACUCCAUCUGGAAGCGUCUCUCGACAAGGAGUUGUACUAUCAUGGCGAAUCUAUAGCGGUGAAUGUUCACGUGGCCAAUAAUUCCAACCGGACGGUGAAAAAGAUUAAAGUUUCUGUCCGCCAGUUUGCAGAUAUUUGUCUCUUUUCCACAGCCCAGUAUAAAUGUACCGUUGCGGAGGCGGAGUCAGAUCAUUACAGGGAAGGUUGUCCAGUGGGUCCAGGAUUUACGUUAUCCAAAGUUUACCAACUUACACCAUUACUGCUGAACAAUAAAGAGAAGAGGGGGCUAGCUUUGGAUGGUCAGUUAAAACAUGAAGAUACCAAUCUCGCGUCUUCCACCAUAAUUACUGACGCAUCGGCUCGAGAAAAUUUGGGGAUUAUAGUUCAGUACAAAGUCAAAGUUAAGCUAUGUCUAGGACCUUUGGGAGGAGAUUUAUCUGCUGAAUUACCAUUUGUGUUAAUGCAUCCCAAACCUGAGGACGACGAAAUAACACUAGUACCCACUUCAUCUCCCAACUCAAACCACCAAGGUGGCGAUGGUAUAGACGUUCCUGUAGAUAAUCUCAUUCAACUUGAUACGGAUGACGAUAUUAUAUUUGAAGAUUUUGCCCGACUGCGUCUCAAAGGGGAGACAGAGUAGUAACGGACAUUAAUCAGAGAGAUUGGAUAAAUAAUGAAAUCCAUAAAGUUUAAUUUUUCAUAAAAUGAAUGAUGAGAAUACUGCAAUCAAGUCCAACCUGCCCAACUUCUUCACUAUCUGUGGACAAAUUUAAGAUUUAAAAACGAAGAAAUGAAGCUGAGAAAUUAAUUAUAUAAUUAAGGAAGAAAGAGAAGGGAGCAUAAUAGUUAAGUAAAUGUUUGUAAUCUAAUCAUUUUCUGUAUGCAUUUGCUAACAACAUUUUUUAGGGUAUACGAUCUAUUAAUCAUAUUUACAAUUUCCUAUAUAUUAUCACAACUUACUACUAAAUACUAUAUGUAUUACUACUACUUUUACUUUGUUCUACUACAUACUGCGUAAAAUUAAUGCUAAGUUGAUGAGAAUGAAUUAUAUUGUUUAAGUACAAGAUUGAGCAAGCGAAUAAAUUGCAAAUACAACAAGUUGAGUCUUUUAAGAAAGUA